This is a messenger RNA of Anopheles arabiensis, 4464 nucleotides long. RefSeq names its product rabenosyn-5 (gene Rbsn-5). Bases 567 to 2165 code for a protein of 532 amino acids. Gene Ontology annotation, molecular function: metal ion binding. NCBI's taxonomy places the organism in Eukaryota, Metazoa, Arthropoda, Insecta, Diptera, Culicidae. The transcript has 3 exons. The record is from RefSeq and is a predicted model, not a curated record.
GCAUGCCUCGACCGUUCAGUCCGCAUCCAGCACGGCGGGCUAGCCCUACCGUGUGCAGCCAGUGAGUGUGGUUUGUUGUUGGAGCACUCUCUCCUUUCGCGAGUGUGUGUGUGUGUUUUUUUGUUCUUCCUCCCAUUUUCACCCUUCCCGGAACUGCACCCUUGGCCCCUGUGCAGGGGGGAGGGGGGGGCAAGAUAGUGCGGAGUUUAUCUGCAAACCUUUUGCGCCCGUCCAGUCCGGCCCUUGGGACACGGUGCGUUUUCUUCGCGUUUUUUUUUGUUUUGUUUUUUCGGGGCGGACACUCUACAAUCAGCCAACUUGCUGUUGCUGUUGCCAUAAUUGCGUGACACUUGCGGGAAGGGGAAGAUAUUCUGUCCCUCUUGUGCCGGAGCUCCUGUUAUUGCUGGCUGGACACGUUCCUCCGCUCUGAUGGCACCAAAAAACCAAGAAGCAAUGAGUGAGUAAUACACGCGUACGUGUGCGUACCUGUGUGUGUGUGUGUGUGUGUGUCCGGCAACGAGAAGCAAUUUAUCAACACCAAAAACAAAAAAAACAAACCCCACACCAUGGACAACCCGUUCGAUAUGCACGACAAAGAGUCCGCCACGUCCGGUGCCUUCCUGCUCCCGACGGACAGCGAAAUCCUCGAGGGCUUCCUGUGCCCCGUGUGCAAGCGCGAUCUGCGCACGCCGGAGCGGCUCACCGUGCACGUCGAGCACGAGCACUCCGAGGAGCAGGAUUUGCUGAAAUCGCUGAAGGAAAUCUUCAGCCUCGCCCGGCAGGGCAUACUGAAGGGCGGCAAGCGGAAGCCGGCGGGCCAGCAGGGCCAGCAGCAGCAGGGAGCGGAGGGUAGCGAACCGUCGCCGCCGUCCCGGUACGGGGCCGAGUCGGGCGUGGUGGUGGGCAGCGCCGGCACGGCCAACAAUCCGCUGCUGCAGCCGGGCGGGCAGCAGCCGGCCGGCUGCACCUGCGAGCACAUGGCGUACUUCCGGGCGGUGCGCAGCCCCCGGCUCGAGCGGUACGCGGCCGAAACGAACAAGCUGAUCAUCCGGCUGGACAAGCUGCUGGACGGACUGCCGGCCGACCCGGACGGCCGGAAGCGGCACGAGCAGAGCAAGGUGCCGUGGAUCGACGGCAAGCUGGUGAAGCUCUGCCCGACCUGUGCGCGCGGCUUCGGGCUGACGCGCCGCCAGCACCACUGCCGCGUGUGCGGCUCGGUCAUGUGCGACGGCUGCUCGCGCUUCCUCACGCUGGAGGAGGCGGGCCGGCUGGUCAACCCGACCGUGGCCAGCCCGGCCGGGGGCGCUCCCGCCGCCGAGCCGGACCAGCCGAACGAGUCGAGCCACUUCCGCGUGUGCGAGCACUGCAUGCGCCUGCUGCUGGUGCGGAUGGAGAUGCAGGACUGGCGGCGGGAGCGGCCACUGCUGCGCCAGUACUACGAGGCGCUGGAGCGCGAGCGCACCGACAUCGAGCCGCACAUCGGCAUGUACCGGCGCAUCCUGGACAGCCUGUACGAGGGCGACGUCAUCUACCGGCUGUCGGACGCGUCGGCGCUGCGGGAACGGAUUGGCCGGUCGGCGGAGAAGCUGGACGGCGUGAGCAAGAGCCUGCAGACGCUGCCGACGGCGCCGGGCAGCCGGGAGGAGGCGCUCAAGAAGGCGAUCCGGCUCGGCUGCAUCGCGUACAUCAAGGAGCGGAUGCUGUCGAUCCCGCCCCUGCCGGUCGAGGACGAGAUCAAGCGCAUCCAGGCCCGCAAGCGGACCGAGACGGAGCGACGGCUGGAGCGGGAGCGGCAGCUCGCGCUCGAAGCGUUCGAGCGGCUCGAGCUGCAGGCUGGCGGAGGGGCCGAGCCCGGCACCGACCGCCAGAACGGCAGCUCGUCCAGCUCGAGCACCGCCUCGACCGCCGAGAUGACGAACGGCCGGUACGGGGCGGCCGUCUCGACGAUGGACAACUGGAGCGGCACGCAGGCGCACGGGACCGGCGGCACCUCCGAUCCGCUGAUCGAUCAGAUCAACAUCGUGAAGGGGUACAUCCGGCAGGCGCGGGCCGCCCUGCGCUUCGAGGAGGUCGCCACGCUCGAGCGCAAUCUGAGCGAGCUGACGCAGGAGUUUUACCACCGGCAGCGGCAGGACACGGACACCAAGCAGCCGGAAGCUUCGUAAGCGAGGACACUAGAAGGUGUCGUUCGGGAGAACCAUAUAGUCAGGUGCUUUAAAGGAGAGAGCAAAGUGAUUACGGAACGGCACACCGAGUGCUGUUUAUUUAUUCCAUUAAAACAAUUAAAAAAAAAAAACAAGACCCAGUCCCGUCGUGGCUCAGCUGGCAAAUCAGUUUCGCAAGACAUUAGCAAAGGUUUAAGUUCCGUACCCAUAUGCAGUAACUGCGACUGUGUCCUGCUUCAUGAGUACACACCACCAACAAGUCACUGAGAUAGCCAAGCCCAUCGUGUCGCUUAGGGCAGAGGCACACUGCACACCGACCGAGGUUGUUGUUGCGCCAAAUAGGAAGAAGAAGAAAAAGAAGAAGAAUAAAUUGAUUAUAAUAUUAUUAUUAUUAUUUAACUUCUAGCGGUUUCGUUCAUUAAACUUCCAAUUCCGAUAUUAAUUGUUUUAGAGGCAAGAUUGUUGGAGAGAGUGUGCAUUUUUCGCAAACAAUUUCUAACUAAGAUGUGGUCUCUUCUAGAUAAAUUGAUUCUUAAAGAUGAAAAUGUUGACCCUUCUCGAUGAAUGUCGCCCUAAGGCGAAUAUUAUCUAAGUUGUAUAUGCAAUUUGAGAGUUCAAAUUGUUGAAAAUGAAUGUUUGGGUGACAGUUCACACAAAAAUUAAUCAAAGCAUGUCAUGCUUUUCUCUUUGCGUCUCGGAUACUUCAUAGCAACACCUUCACUAGUUAUCCUCAACAAGAAUAUCUCUCUAAUCUGACGGUCCCUUGAAGAUUCACCUUAGAGAGAUUGCUCUGUAAUUAGAUUCAAUUUUGAUUGAUUGAUUGAUUAGAUUGAUGUUGGGACGGUCCCGUGGUAAACCUAAACAACAUUACGGUCAUAGGUAUGGAUUGGGUCACUCACUGGAAGUGACUGACUAUGGGCACACCAGAUCAACUAAAUCAACAACAUUGAUGACGUUGCUGUCUUAAAUACCAAGAAGAAGAAUUUCGGUCAUAAAUGACCAUUAACUGAACACGUCUGAUAAAGAUGGAUAAGGAGGAGGCUAUUUAUGAAGCCCAGAAUCCUUAAACUUGGUAAACAAAAAAACUGAUCUAAUUGUUGAUGCAAGAGUGAUAUGAACAACUACCAGAUCCUUUGUACAGGUUGCUUUAAACUUAAAAGUAUUAGGAAGAAUGAUCCUAUGGCGGAAAAUCAGAUAUACAGGCGAGCAGGCUCUUUUGUAAUCAGAUGGUUCCCAUCCGGAAUAUCACCAUGAAGCAAAUACUGACUAUCCUGUUCUUUGAAUCUAAUUAGUAUAGAAAGAGCCUGUACAAUGGAAGCCUGUAGCAUAAGAAAAAAAAAAACAAGAAGAAUCAGGAUUGUCAACAUGUUGUUCGCAAAAUUGGCCCAAAAGUUACACCAAAAGUAGUUAAAUACUGACAACUGACAACAACUAAUGUUACAAGAUUUGAAAUGAUGUGCUAUAGGAUAUCUAAUGUUUUAAAAUGAAAACAGCGACUAUAACGAAUCUGAGAUUUUGUAAAUGGAAAAAAUUGAGAUAUAAUUUGAAUCUUAUUGUGGCCCAGUCUCUGCUCAGUCCUUGCUACGAGUUAACGGUUCAAAUGAGGCUUGAAUUUGUAUAUUUAAAGUGUGGGACUUUGACUUUCAGUGACAUAUAGGUUACCAAUAUCAGGAUAGUCAAGUCCUACACGUAUGGGGACGAUCCAUUUAGGGCUUGAACCCAUGACGGGUAUGUUGUUAUGUCCUACGAAUUGACGACUGUAUCACGGGACCGGUCCAACAUGUAAUUGGGAUAUAUGUAUAUAUAAACAUAGGAUCUUCUCAAACAAAUCAGUCUUUCUAGAAAUGUGUAUAAGCUCGCGUUGAGUUUAAAAACUAUGUCUCUGUUCGUCAAACGAAGCACACUUUGUUACAACUGUGUAAAUGUCUGAUAUAGCGUAAGUCCCACAGAUCUGUUGCAUAGUCCUGUAACCGGGCCAAUUUUACUAGGAAUCAUUAACUCGCAUGUUGUACAUAUUAUUUAUGUUAGUUCAUCGGUUUUAUUUUUUCUUUGUUUUAUCGAAGAGUUCAAAAUUAACCGUCCAAAUGUGUAUGUGUGCGUUUGGUUUUUUUGUUUUUGUUUUUUCUACUCCCUAUUUCCGCUUGUAGCCACAGCAAGAGAUUCUUCUUUAGAGUAGUUUUUGAGGAAUCCUUUUUCCCUUUCUUUUUCUUUGUUUCAAAAACAAAUUCAAGGCGUUACGCCAAAAGCACGGAGCUUUCACUACUACAACAAUUUAACAAACUAAUUAUAGUUAAAAAAA